UUCACAUUUGCUCACCUUUAAAGGCCACCAUCACCACUUAAACCCCCGACACAAAACCCCUUCAAAAACCCUAAUGAAGAGUUCCCCCAAUAUUCCCACUUUCAAUCGCGCGGAAACCAAAAACCCUAAACUCCUCUGAAACCCUCUGAUUUUCUCCGGAAUUUCGGAAUUGUUUACAGCGAACAAAAAGGGGAAGGAAAAAAUGGAGGUGGCAACAGAGCAGGGAGAGACGGGGAAAAGCGUGAUGUGCGUGUUAACAGACCCAGAAGGGAUUACUCUGGGCGGCACCAUGUAUCUUCCCCAAAACGUCGGUCCUAUUCAGCUUCAACAGAUUGUCAAUACGCUUCUCAAAAAUGAGGAGAAGCUACCAUAUGCAUUUUAUAUAUCUAAUCAGGAGCUUCUCGUGCCACUUGGAACUUACUUGGAGAAAAACAAAGUUUCCAUGGAGAAAACACUAUCAAUAGUUUAUCAACCGCAGGCAGUUUUCCGGAUUCGUCCAGUUAAUCGGUGUUCAGCUACAAUUGCUGGUCAUACUGAACCAGUGCUUUCUAUAGCCUUUAGUCCUGAUGGACGACAGUUGGCAAGUGGCUCAGGUGACACCACUGUCCGACUAUGGGACCUAAAUACCCAGACACCAAUGUUUACAUGUACAGGACACAAGAAUUGGGUUCUUUGUAUUGCAUGGUCUCCGGAUGGUAAACAUCUUGUAAGUGGUAGCAAAUCUGGAGAACUUCAGUGUUGGGAUCCACAUACAGGGAAGCCUGCAGGCAAUCCGCUUACUGGCCACAAGAAAUGGAUCACUGGUAUCUCAUGGGAACCUCUCCAUCUAAAUGCUCCAUGCCGUCGCUUUGUAAGUGCUAGCAAAGAUGGUGAUGCCCGCAUAUGGGAUAUUUCCUUAAAGAAAUGUGUUAUUUGUCUCAGUGGCCACACACUUGCAGUAACAUGUGUGAAAUGGGGUGGAGAUGGAGUCAUAUAUACAGGCUCCCAGGAUUGUACUAUCAAAGUAUGGGAAACUUCACAAGGGAAGCUAAUUCGUGAAUUGAAGGGUCAUGGGCAUUGGGUUAACUCCCUUGCAUUGAGCACAGAAUAUGUUCUUCGCACUGGAGCUUUUGAUCAUACUGGCAAACAAUAUUCAUCUCCAGAAGAAAUGAAGAAGGUUGCUCUAGAAAGAUACAACAAAAUGAAGGGCAGUGCCCCAGAAAGAUUGGUAUCAGGAUCUGAUGAUUUUACCAUGUUCCUCUGGGAACCUGCUGUCGGCAAACACCACAAAGCUCGCAUGACUGGUCAUCAACAGCUUGUGAACCAUGUUUAUUUCUCACCUGAUGGGCAAUGGGUGGCUAGUGCAUCAUUUGAUAAGUCAGUCAAGUUGUGGAAUGGUACUACUGGAGAAUUUGUUGCUGCAUUCCGGGGGCAUGUUGGGCCUGUUUAUCAGAUCAGCUGGUCCGCAGAUAGUAGGCUUCUUUUAAGUGGGAGCAAAGACUCCACCUUGAAGGUGUGGGAUAUUCAAACAAAAAAAUUGAAACAAGACCUUCCAGGCCAUGCUGAUGAGGUUUAUGCUGUUGAUUGGAGCCCAGAUGGUGAGAAAGUUGCCUCUGGUGGUAAGGAUAGGGUGUUGAAGUUAUGGAUGGGUUAAGAAUAAUCAAUGGAGCCAAAAGUGCAUAUUGGAACAUGGUUGAAACAUUAAAUGAUGUGGCGGUUUCCAUCAACGGCAAGACAUUUGGUCUUAUAGGACCAAUGAUGGGUACAACUGCAACAAACCACGAACUACACAAUCAGGCAAGCAUUGAUGGAAACAACUUUGCGAAGCAUUUCAGUUAUGCAGCCAUUGUCACGGUGUUCCGUAUCGUUUGGUGGCUAAUGUCACCGUAUAUAAGCUGCAUGGAAAAAUUGCGACUGAUCUAGCGUUUUAAUUUAAGUGUAAAAUGGUCUAUUGUUAAUGUUGGUUAUAUUUUUACCUUGA
This is a messenger RNA of Theobroma umbraticum, 1960 nucleotides long. RefSeq names its product WD-40 repeat family protein / notchless protein. NCBI's taxonomy places the organism in Eukaryota, Viridiplantae, Streptophyta, Magnoliopsida, Malvales, Malvaceae. Gene Ontology annotation, biological process: ribosomal large subunit assembly. The record is from RefSeq and is a predicted model, not a curated record. Gene Ontology annotation, molecular function: protein binding. Gene Ontology annotation, cellular component: nucleolus.